Bolinopsis microptera is the source of this 1439-nucleotide messenger RNA. RefSeq lists its product as uncharacterized. NCBI's taxonomy places the organism in Eukaryota, Metazoa, Ctenophora, Tentaculata, Lobata, Bolinopsidae. The transcript is spliced from 8 exons. The coding region runs from base 6 to 1076 and encodes 356 amino acids. Gene Ontology annotation, cellular component: NSL complex. The record is from RefSeq and is a predicted model, not a curated record.
UUCAAAUGUCUAUCAGUGACUCCCAGCAGAAGAGGGAAGCAGUUGUUGAAGAUUUUCGCACGAUACGACUCUCCAAUGGGCGUAAUUUGACUGAAGACACUCCUCAAACAGCAGUGUCGCCUUGGAACUACCCUUCAACCAGAUCAUGUGGAUUUUCACAGGAUCAACUGAAAAACUAUGACGACAGUGAUGCAGAGUCACAUGGUUCAGAGGAAGAAGUACUGGAAAAUGCGGGUGUUUGGAACGUGGAGGAAGCUCACAGGAUACUGAGAGAUAAGAUGAAGAAGCUUCAGAAGUUGUAUGCUUUGCAGAUGAAACAUCUUCACAUGGAGUACAAAAGUCAAAGAAGGAAGUAUUUGAUGGAAAAAGCUCAGUCUUUAAACCGCGCAAAAGGUAGCAACCAUAACAUUCCAAUCCCGCAGCCCACUUUCCAGGAUUUUAAGGUCCAAUCAUCUAAACAGUUAUCAAGGGAACUUCUGAUCAAGGCAAAAACGAGGCAGUGUCUCCGAAACUAUUGCAAGAAACGAGGCAUUGAUGCUGUCUUGUAUAAACGGCAACAAGCCAGAAGACAGCAGCAAGCCCUAUCAAUGUACAAUAAGAGUGAAUUAAGAGGUCAGGAACUCAGCAAACUUAACAACCUAUACUCUUCCUCUCAGUAUGUACAGCUGCACCAUGAGGAGGAAUUAGUAACCCAAAACAAAGAAAUAAUAGAGCACAAGUUGACAGUGGAGAAACAGUACACCGAGUCAGGUGUAGUAAACGGGCGGUGUAGGGCGUGUGACGAGAUCGCGCUCCCGCUUACUGUUUACUGUCGCGCGCACGUGGGGCAUGACACUCAACAGCUCUUGUUCAAGUGCUGUUCACAUGAAGGGUGCAAAAGGACCAUGUUGUUGGCUAAUAGUGACAGAUGUAUUUACCACCCAGAGAUACUGGAUCUACUACCUCCCAAACAGUCAUCUAAACUUGUCGAAGUUAAAGUUGAGCCUGUUACCCAAGACAAAGGGACAAGCACCGUGAAACAAAACGGUGAUGAAGAUCACGUCAUCAAAACCGAAGCCAAACCCACUACGAGUUGAAAAUUAUGUUUCAAGUCGAACACAAACUUCAUUUUUUAGUUUUCUUCAAAUUAUGAUACCUGUUAAUCAGGCAGUUAUUGGUCAUCAUGCCAGGCUUAUUUAAGCAUAAUUAAUUCAUAAGUUUGAUCUAAUUGUUUGUUCAUGUUAGACUUAGACAAAUCUAAAUUGUUAAUGAGAUAAAGUAUCAGUAUGUUCUGUAAGCAGGGGUUUAGGAAUGAAUGUAAGCAUCAGAUUAGGGCUAACAGUUUUCUCUCAAAUUAUUUAUAUAAUGAUUAAACUUUACAUCGAAAGAUAUCAUGUAAUGAUUUUAAUUGUUUUAUGUUAUUUCAUUUAGUCAGAUAUUACAAUAAUUUUACUCGUUUC